UGAGAAUAACUCAACAUGGCAGUUGUGUUAUCGGUUGAAACACACCCUGUUCCUAGAGGAGACUAUCAUUCUACUCUUCUGUUCAUCUCACUGCUCCCUUUUUCUACUUAUUUUCUGUUAAAAGUCUGUGUCUUUAGAAGUGCAGUUUUUCUGCUAGUGAAUCUGCAAAACCUUUCAUGAAGUUUAAUUGAUUCCUAAUGAAUUGAGCACCACCAUGGCCGAAUUUCCUGUCGUCACUCAGCCUGGCCUGGGAGUCACCACAACAACCAUAACCACCAUAACACAGACAGGUGGAGACUGGAGCACAAGUCUCUUCAACGUGUGCAGUGACAAAACUGUGUGUCUGGUGGGUGCAGUGUCUCCCUGCUGUUUAGAUGUCAGUCUUGCCCAUCAGUACGGAGAGUGCCUGUGCUUACCAAUGCUUCCAGGAUCUACAUUUGCAAUGCGUGUAGGGAUAAGGGAGAAAUAUAAAAUACGGGGAAGUGCGUGUGAAGACUGGGCUGUGGUGUGCUGUUGCUAUCCAUUAGCUGUGUGCCAGAUGAUACGAGAGUUGAAGCGAAGGCUGAAGUCUCAGACGUACCAAGUGUCGACAGCUCUAGACAGCUCCUGAUUUUUCUGUUCUGUCAAUUGACCACUGCUUUCCUGUGUUGAAGGUUAAUAACUCAAUUUGCAGGUCAAUAUUUUUUUUAAUUUUCUUUCAUUUUUUUAUGUCAGCAGUUUUGAGUGUUGUUUUCUAUUGCUGAAGGACCCCUUUUCAGGAUUCAAAGUUAAAGUAAAUCAAACUUACAGUAAGUGUCAAAUUAUUGCACAAAAUGCUGCCGCCAAGCAUGAAAUAUUAAAAGCAGAGCUGCAGACCAUCCUCUGUCCAGUCUAAGCACUGGCAGAACAGAUUUUUGAUUUUAUACACUGCAGUACCAGAUCUCUGGCUGAGAACACUUGAUAUACUGUAUUUCACAAGAAGGGUCCUUUCUUUUAUGGCCAUGUAAAUCAUAAAUUUGCUAGAGGAAGGAUCAUAUAUUGUGAUCCUUGAUUUAGCUAAAUUAAGAACCUUUUUUGACAAUUACCUUGUGGCUUUCAAUUCCUCUUAUGUGGCUGACAUUAUACCCUGGGAACCAUGAUUUAAGAAAGUUCUUGACAGUUUUGGUUUAUAAUGUCAAUAAUUUACACUUUUAAUAUCCAGGUGUAGAAUGUUAAAUGAAAAAUAAAAUUGUAACAUAUUUUCAUAAGGUAUAAAAUUGACUGAAAAACUAAAAUAUAUCAGAUACGCUAUAAACCAUAAAGUACAAAAUCAGGUUGGGAUAUAUCAUUUUAUUUUUCAUAAUUAAUAAAGAUAUAUUUCAUUUACCAUCAAUGAAGCAUAAUAGAGGAGCAGUCCAAGAAAUCAAGUUAAGGAGUGCAAAAAUUAUGUACAGUUUUUCCUAAAAAAUAAAGUCAACACACUGACCAACAGUAUUUACUUUAA
Molecule: messenger RNA, 1462 nt
Organism: Lepisosteus oculatus (spotted gar)
Lineage: Eukaryota; Metazoa; Chordata; Actinopteri; Semionotiformes; Lepisosteidae
Source: RefSeq, a predicted model, not a curated record